Schistosoma mattheei is the source of this 3274-nucleotide messenger RNA. The record is from the annotation of a GenBank genome assembly. Lineage: Eukaryota; Metazoa; Platyhelminthes; Trematoda; Strigeidida; Schistosomatidae.
AAUCAAAUGACUAGUGAAUUGAUUAACCGAUUAUAUUUACCAAUAAAAUCUAUUCGUUAAUUUGACUAUCAUUUUAUACAUAAACUAUAUCCAAUCAUCAAUUUAGGAAAAUAGAUUUUAACUCUUUGACCAAUCAUGGAAACUAUGCCAAAAGAAAUCAGACCUAAAUUUUAGUUGUCCCUUAGAUGAUGAACACGCUUAGGUAUGUACGUCCGUAAGGUGUGUCACUCCGUUACAGAUCCACAUAUAUAUAUCCAUCUAUCUAUCUUAUAUCUGUGGGAAAUACAAGCAUUGGCUUUUAUUAGAUGUACAUAUAGAGUCAACUAUUAUAGAUUCUAUUUACCAGAUCUAUAUCUACAUUUAGGCAUAAUGUUUAUAAACAAAACAGUAAACUCAGUAUUAUUAGGAUACAUAUAUCCCUAUAUCUAUAUAGAAUGUUUUACUUCAAAAUGGAUAGAUAUAACACAUUAUAACUGAUAAACUAUCGACAAUAUCCUCCUCAUCAUCAUCAUCAGUAUUAUUCUUGUUUCUACAUAGAUGUAAAUAGAUCUUUUCUUUUUUUCAUUUUCUUUUUGAGGGGGGCGGGGUUGGUGAAUGUAACUUUUUUUCUUUUCUUAAAUGAUUCCAUCAUCGAAUUGAAAAAAAAACAAAAUGAGUAUGAUCCAACAUUUUCAUAAAAGAUCCGAUUUGAUUAGGAUCAUUCUAUCGAUUAUAAUGAUUUGGUGUAUGAUUAUGUUAAUGGAUUUAUCCAAUGGUCAUUUACUGAUAAAAGAAGAAAAAAUUUUACGGAAAUUAGUCAAUUUGAUUCAUGCCACAACAACAAAUGAUUUCAAUCUAUGUACAACUCAUUCACGUCAAUUACAAUAUUCUUAUCUACUACUUAUAAUACUACUACUACUACUGCUACUACUACUCAUUAUAAUGAUAUUCCAUCAGCAGCAGGAGCAGGAACAGGAGCGUCGUCAGCAUCAUCAGCAGAAGGAUCAGGAUCAUCAACAAUGAUUAAUUUAAAUGAAACAUUCUAUCCAAUAUUUCAUCAUUUAAUCACACAAAACUCUUUAACACAAAAUUUCUUACAUGAUAUAUAUAGAUCUAUACAGAUUAUGAGAAAUUUCAAUCGUUGGCAUAGCAACAACCACUACCACGACAACUACAAGCACAACAACCCCAACAAUCAUGAUACCAGGAAACAAUUAGAAGUCUAUUUACUUCAUUUAUUACAAUUAAAUCAACCAAUUGAAUUUUAUAAUAUGAAAUUAUUCAAUAAUUUCAUCACUAUGAAUGAUGAUUAUAAUGAUCAAAAUCCAAUUUAAUUGGUAUUGGUUAUUGUUUCAAUGGGAUAUUAAUGGCUUAUGUCAAUAAUUAUACUACUACUACUACUACUACUAAUAGUAGUAUUAGUAGUAGUACUAGUGAUUCCUCUGAUCGUAAUUCUAUAUGUAGUCAAUUUGUAUUGAAUGUACAAUUAUUUGAUAAUAAUAAUGAGACUAUACGGUUUAAUGAUUAUGAAUAUGGAGAAUUUUCAUCCAUUUGGGCACCAAUUCAAUGUGAAUCUAAUUCAAUCAAACCAAUAGUUUUACGAUAUUUUAUUUAUACAAAAGAAAAAAGUUUAUUUUUCGAAUUUGAUUUGAAGGAUUAUACUAUUGAUCAAUGUGCUUUGAAUAUAAAUCGAUGUGGCGCAACAACUCGAUGUGUAUACAAAAAAUAUCAUCCAUAUGCAUUCAGUAUGGACAAUUAUAUGUGUGAAUGUUCUCCAGGUUAUUAUACUGACAAUAUAGAAAAUGGUUAUCCAGCUCCAUUAAUUGAAUCAAAACUUCAAACAGCUUUAUUGAAUGAUGAAUCGGAAUUACCAAGAUUUUAUUGUCGUGCAUGUCCAACUGGUUGUUUGAAUUGUAAAUCUAAUAAAUUAUGUCGUGUACAACUAGACUAUAAUUUACUCAGAGCAAUUCCAUUAGCUUUUCAAACUUUUUGUAUUACAAUAUGUUUGUUGAUUGGGAUAGCUAUGUUUAAAUUACGUAGAGCCCGAGUAAUUAAAAGUGCUAAUCUUGUACUUAUGGAAAUUAUGCUUGUAGGCGCGAUUCUCUUAUAUUCAACCAUUGUUGUAAUGUAUUUUCCUGUCAUUGGUUUUUCAGUUAUGUAUGGUGUAUUAAUCGUAAAAAUCUAUAGGGUUCUAUCUGGUUUUCAAUCACGUAAAGCUCAUCGGGUUCAUGUACGUGAUAAAGAUAUAUUAAAGUAUUUAGGACUGUUUAUCAUAUUAACAUUCACUUAUAUGAUUGCAUGGACAGCAAUUAAUUUAGAUUAUAUUAGUAAUCGUUCAUGGAUUCAAGAUGAUCAUUCAAUAAUCAAUAAUAAUCGUCAAUUGAAUAGACCAAUUAUUAGUAUGAAACAAGAAGGUUAUAUUAAAAUUAAAAAAAUCAAUAAUCAUAGUUAUUUGGAUCAUCAUAAUAAUAAUGUAACUAAUAAUAUUCAACAAAAUAAAUUCUUCAAUGAUUCAGGAGAGGAAAUGAUCACUUUCGAAGUUUGUCGUGCAAUGUCAUGGGAUGUUGUAGUUGAAUUAGCUGAAUUCAUUAUCUUAGCUAUCAGUAUACAUUAUUGUCGUCUUGUACGAACAGCACCAUCUGAAUACAAUGAAACACAGUAUAUUGGUGUGGCUUUAAUUAUUGAAAUGACAGUAUCUGGAUUUCUAUAUUUAUUAAGACAUUUCAUAUGGUACAUGAAUCUUUUAUUGAUUUUUGUACCAAAGGUAACCUUUUUAUGUCGUUCAUCAAAAUCAUUAUGUAAUACUACUCGUCCACGUGGUUCACCUGGAGCUCCUUAUCCUGGUGAUCCACAUUUACCUAGUGGUGGAAAAUUGAAUUUAGUAUCAAAUGGUGAUCUAGAUAUUGCUGAUGUGAACUUAGCUGAUAUGGAUCCUGAAGUAAUAAGGCGUGAACUAAAACGUCUUUAUACACAAAUUGAAUUGUAUAAAACCAAAGCAAUGCGAAAAGAUAAUCCACAUAUAAGUAAACGUAGAGGGGGACGAAAACAACGCCGAUUCUCACUACAACCAUUUCAUAAACGACAUCAUGGACAAGCUUCAUCUAGUAUAAGUGGUAAUGUUAUGCCAAAUGAUACAGGAUGUUGUUGUACAGAAUGUCAAUCAUCAAAAUUUACUAUACGAUUAUGUCCACAUUCUUGUAGUCGUCAUUUAAUUCAUAGUAGUAGUAGUAGUAGUACAAGUCAUAAACAAUCACCAAAUGAUAAUAAUAUAAUAAUGGUGGUAAUAGUGGAAUAA